CAGGUUUUUAAUGUGGUGUUAGUGAGAGGGGAGAGCUAUGCAUUAGAGCCUGCCUCGGUUCUCUGCCCCAGUCGUUCGGUGACAGCUCUAUAAAGGUUUAGCUGAGGGAGAGCUUUCUUUGUAAUUGUGGGAUUGUUUUACUUUUCUCCCUCGCUCUCUCCCCGGCAAAGUAAAGCAUUACAAUAAAACUCCAAAUGCUUUUCUCGGCGUGGAAGCGAAGGAGAGACUAUUAGCAAUUGCUGAAAAUGGGCAAACUUCAGUCAAAACAUGCAUGCAAGAGGAGAGAAAACCCUGAAGGAGACAGUUUCGUGGUGAAUGCCUACCUGAACCGCCGGGGUUUGGAUGAGUUUGAGCGGCAGAGGACUUCGAACGGUAUCCUGGAGCCGGCGAAACUGCGGGGAUACCGACCCUUCUCCACGGAGUUAUUGAAUGCAGAACUGAAAGGGCAAUUCCUUGAUGACCAGUGCCCCCUGGAGGUGGUGCUCCCCCCAGAGAAGGCAGAGCCAUGUGAUGGAUUGACAUCGACUCUCAGUCAAGAAGAUGGAGAAAAGUGUCCCGGCAAAGAAACCAGCAGAGGGACAGGGAAGAAACGGCUGAACUUUGAUGAGCUAGAGUGUGACGUGUCUGUUGAAGAAGAUAACCAUCAAGAAUGGACCUUCACUCUUUAUGAUUUUGACAACUGUGGCAAGGUUACUAAGGAGGACAUGUCUAGCUUGAUGCACACUAUCUAUGAAGUAGUAGACGCUUCAGUAAACCAAUCAUCUGCCAACAGCAAGACACUGAAGGUAAAGUUGACGGUGACUCCCGAACCUUCCCACAGGAAGAAAGAUGGCCUCACCAGUGGUCAAGAUCGGGAAAGCAGUCGGUGCAGGAAUGAAACAGAACAUGCAGAGGAAAUGAAGAGCAUGGACAAAAGGCUGUCUGCUCAGCUAAGAAGAUACAACAGUGACCAGCAGCAUUCAAAUAUUCGUGAGCAUUACUGUGUAGAUGAAAACACAGAGAGAAGAAACCAUUACUUGGACUUGGCUGGGAUAGAGAACUACACAUCCAAAUUUGGACCAGGGUCCCCACCAUUGCAGACCAGGCAAGAGCACCAUGGGAAAAACACUCAUUCCCAGAACAGGUCACGAUCCCAGGAAUCAGAGACCCAUGGCAACCACCACCGUCGAUCCCAGCUCCUCCUGGACCAGCCCUCUCCAACAAGUGUGGGUGAGCUCAGGUCAGGCGACACACACCAGCGGCUGAAAUGCCAGGAGAAGCCGCUUGGAAAAGCCCCCAAAGGGACAGGGAAAGCUCCCACCCCACCCGGCCCGAGCAGCGGAAACAAGGCAGGAAAAGGCCUGCACUACCAUUCCCAGCCCAACCACGCAGGACACGACCAUCAUCACCUCCAGCAACAGCAACUACACAGCCAUAAAAAGUACAGGCAGCGAAUGAAGGAGAAUCACUCCCCACUGAAGGCAGCCCAUGCUCAGCCGCCAGCACUGGAGCAAGAAUUUGUACGCGAUCUGCCACCAGUUAUGUCAAGUGAUGGCUACGUCAUGCCCGUCAUUCAGAGGCACGAGCACCAUCACCACCAUGAGCACCAUCACCACCAUCACUACCACCAUUAUCACCAGUCAUGAGGAGUAGGUAACGGCUGCAAAAAAGAAAAAGAAAGUCCCAUGUUUCGGGCUGGACUUUGCCCGUUGCCACAAUAACUGUGCUUUCUGCACUGUGUCAGUGGCUAUUUUUGAACUGAAACGUUGAGGCAUGCACGAGCAGCAGUUGGAAACAAACUGGCUUCAAAACUUACUUGUUGGCUCCAUCAAGUUGCAAGUUCUCUCGCAAUUAUAAGUUUUUUUUUUCUUUCAGUUUGAACGAAUACAUGUGCACGUCUUUUUAGGGUUAAUAAUCACUUUCUUAUCUUCUCUUCAAUGUCUGUGUGACUGAGGUGAGAGCUGCAGUUCCUUGUCUACAUGCAAGACUGCCCAUCACAAAGCACAGGCCUACUUUAUAGCUUGUCUUUUAAGAUCCAAGAAGAUUUGAGACACCACUGCCAUUACUCUGCUGCAUAAGAAAUAUAAACAGAAAUUUAUUACGUUUUAUUAUUAGCUGAAUGGAACUCCUAUUUUAUACUGGACUGAAAAUACUUCUACUCGCUCGCUCUGUGGUACUGCUGGUCUGAGCUACCAAGACAAACUAUCUAUAUGAGAAGUCCUAAGCUCAUUCUGCAAGCCACUUAAAUGUGGGCUUCCUCUGUCAGAACAAGAUUACUAUAGGUACAAUUUGAAGUGUAUUGUGUUAUGAACUGACACAUGGAAUAGUCUGUCAGCAUGUAUUAAUAACACCAUAAGGAUGAAUGUAACACAUAGUAAUCAUUUUAAAAAUAUAAUUUAUUCAUAUAUUGAGAAAUCGUUUUUAUUUUUUAGUUAUACCCUCUUCGGUUUCUGUCAUCGAUGCUGACGUCAUCAAUAGGUUCCCAUCUUUGUAGGGAAGGGUUUGGCAACUGUCAUUUUUAUUCAAGAGAAAAUUUGCAUUGUUUUUCUUAUAUCUACUGCGGGUGACACCAUGACACACCAUUUGAUGCCGUUAAGCGAUCCUGGAGUGUGUUUGCAAGCCAGCCACAAGAAGCUUUGCCAAGAAAUUUUUUUUAUUUUUUUUCCCCCCCAUGUGGUGAUACUACACCUUUAAGCAGCAAGUGAUGUUGGAUUUUUGAAUAUGUUCCUGAUCCAGUGACCACACCCUGGUCUAGCACUCGAUGGUUAUGUUGCCCCCCACCCCCCUUGCUGAAGUGCCCUGCAAAACACCUAAUCGUGUUUGGAAACAAAGGAUCAUCAAGACAAAUUGAUGGGUGAUUCUCUUCACCUCUGCUGCUAUUAAUUUUUUUCUAAAUUUUUAUUUUUGAAACAAAAGCGCUGGAAAAGUUGUUGUGGCAGAAGAUCACUCUGCCAAGGCUUAAAUCUCUGCAAACAUUUAGGACGGUCUAUUCCAGAAACUGAAUUGCGUUUAAAGAGGAACAAUUGCCAUCAAGGUAACCCUGCGUUGGAUAUAAAACCCCACAUCAGAAUCCUAUUGCAACCUCUUAAAACUGUAUUAUCGUGAAUAGUUGCCAGGGGACUUCUGUGCUAUAGGCCAUCAUGGCCCUGUAUCAAAAUUAUGGUCAUGUUCUAUAGUUUCUCAGAGUUGACACUAGUGUCAGAAGAAAUAUGUUACUGUAAUACUUUUCUUACAUUCCAGUUUUGUGUGGAUUUUUCCCCAUAUUAUGUUGACAGUAUUCUCCCAGAUAUGUUAUCAAAAGUAGCCAACACCAUAUUGUAGUGAUAUUUUUGUAAAAAAAAAGACCUUUCAUAAUAGUUCUACUUUAUUGGAUUUCACUGCGAUUUUUAUAUAGUAUUGUACAUGGACUUAAUUAAAUGUAUUAUUUAUUUAA
Molecule: messenger RNA, 3412 nt
Organism: Carcharodon carcharias (great white shark)
Lineage: Eukaryota; Metazoa; Chordata; Chondrichthyes; Lamniformes; Lamnidae
Gene: nkd2b
Product: NKD inhibitor of WNT signaling pathway 2b
Exons: 10
Coding region: 246-1625 (459 amino acids)
Biological process (GO): negative regulation of Wnt signaling pathway
Cellular component (GO): cytoplasm
Molecular function (GO): calcium ion binding
Source: RefSeq, a predicted model, not a curated record